UCACUUAAUAACGUCAGUUGAACCUCGGACAAAGUUAGCUAACUAACGCUAAAAAGAUAAGUUAACAAAUUGCUAAUGUUAUCAGCUGAUGACUGAAAUGUAUUAAUGAGUUAACUUACGUCUAAGUUACAAGUAUAGCAGUAACGUUUAGCUAGUAACAAGAGCAAUGUGUCAACUGUUAUAGCACGAUGACUAAGUUGCUCCUGCCUUUAAGCUAAUUUAGCUAACUAGGUUAACGCUACGAAAUUAAUUUCGGUGCUGUUGAGUACCUCAAUGGGAUAUCUGAACCAAUUGGACAUGUAAAGGACAAUCCAGUUAAUCUUGGGAAUGUUAGCGCAGACCUCGGAGUGUUUCCGUUACAUCUUUGUAUUUAACAUUAGCUAUGUAGCAAUGCUCCAAGCCUUCUUAAAUAUCACAUAUGGUGGGCCGAAUAAUAGUUAAAGUGUGAGACAAGGUGGUGAUAAACGAUACAUGGUGAGGGUAAGUGUAGUUCAAGGAGGCUGUUGUAAUUGUACAGAUAAUUUUCCAGUCCGUUACCACAUGGUGGCACUAAUGUAGAGAAAGCCUGAUUACCUUUCUUGAAACAUGACUAAAGGAAGUGGAUGAGAUGGUAUACUGUACAUGUAUAUCAAUGAGAAAGACCCUGCCAGUCAUGCUGCUCACCUGUCUAGUCAUGUCUGGGUCACUUACUCGGUCUUCAUUUGGAGUGUGCAUGUUGUGACAGAUUUUGAGUUUGGCCAUUGUCAGCAUAGAGAUGGACGGAGAUGACGUCAGUUUUCCUCCAGAUUCAUCAGAUGAUCACUCGCAAAGAGGAAGUGUAGCUUCUUCAGCAACACUUUCCCGUGCUCAAGAGGUGCUUAUAUACCUGUUUGGUGACAGCGCAGUACACUUAACUGUAGAAGGGCUUGGCAGCAUCACUGUGCAGGAGUUGGGCCGCAUUGCUCGCGAAGCUCUCAAUAUUCCUGAGUCUGCACAGGAUGUGUUUGCCUUCUGGUUGUGCUCUCCACUGCUCGAGUUGCAGUUAAAGGCGAGGCAUCAACCUUACAAAUUGUGUCGGCAGUGGCUGGGGCCGCUGUAUCGCUUCACUGAGGCCUCAGAGGAAGACAUUUCACAAGAUGAACCAUUUCUCCAGUACAGACGGAAUGUGUUUUAUCCUAAAUCUAAAGAGCUGCAGAUAGAUGAUGAGGGAGUGCUCAGACUCCUGUAUGAGGAGGCCAGGAGCAACAUCCUCACUGGUCGAUAUCCUUGUGAUCCUGAGCACUGGGCCAAUCUGGGCGCCCUGUCUCUUGCUCUCGAUGAGAGAACUGAUCUGGACAGUCAACAGUUUAUUGCUACUAUAAGAGAGAAGAAGCUGUCUUCUUUUGUGCCGACGCACGUUGCCAUGGGGACUGGAGGGUUGCUAUCCACGCUGAGAGGGAAGUCGAGCCGUCAGGCAGGGUUAGAGCAGAACCUGUUGGAGGAGUACAGGAAGAUCAGCACAUCUGCUGGAAACCCUCUGGAGUCCACUCAGCUCCUGCACCAGUACCUCAACACAUGUCACACUCUGCCUUAUUAUGGGUGCGCUUUCUUUUUUGGUGAGAUUGACAAACCACCACAAGGGAUCCUCCAAAGGGGAAGACGCAAAGCUGUCAACAUUGGCAUCUGCCUGGAGGGAGUUUAUGUGAUGGAUGUCAAAGAGAAGCAUGUGCUGCUUGGCCUGCGUUUCAGUGAGCUUUCCUGGGACCACAGCUACCCUGAGGAGGAGAGGGACUGCCACAUUCUGUGGCUGGAGUUCGAUGGAGAGGAAGAUGGCACUCCUGUGAACAAGUUGCUAAAGAUCUACUCUAAACAAGCUGAGCUAAUGAGCGGUUUCAUUGAGUUCUGUGUGGAGCUGAAGUCUGCAUGUGAAGGAGCUGCUGCAGCCGGGACAGACGGAGAGGUGAGUCUGUCUCAGCAGCCUGCUGCGCAAGACGGCAGCAACAAGAACGGACGUGGAGGACGGCGCGGGAUGCUUCGCAGACAAAGCAGUGUUGUGUGCAGUCGGGUCCAUUCACUUAACACUAUCAGCUACGUGGACAACGGAAAAGAAAUCAAACGCUUAAAGCCAAAACGAGCUGCCUCGUUCUUCACCCGACAGGCGUCUGUGCCCACGUAUUCUGCUGUGCAAGUGACAGAGAGUCUGGAGCAGGGUUAGACCCACUGACCUGCAUGGCCCUGUUCCUUUCAGCGACCAAACCUUGCAACAUUUUACACUGAGAUUUAAAGCAAAGACUUGAUACAAGCUUGAGACAUUUGACUAAUGAUGUAUGAUCAUGUAAAGGACCAAAUGAGUGAUCUAAGUGUGAGUGACGAUAUUUAUCUUCUGAAGUUGUGCAUAUUAAGCGUACAGUGAUGUGAAAACAAAACAACCUGUUAACAGCUAUGCUUCCACAAUUAAACUGAAGUGGCUAUUAAUCUGAUGGCCUUACAUAAGGACGAUAUUCUCUGUGCACCAGAUGAUGGACCUAUUUUACAAGUGUGAGAGGAGCCUAAACAGUCCCUUAUGAAUGGUUGAUAGCUCAUGGCCUUUGUGACCUUUCUGGAGAAGGGUUUAGUGCUAUUACUCAAAAAUGUUAAACCUCAGAUGAGUGUCACAACAUUACCUCUUGUUUCUUUAAGUCUUUUUGGGGUUUGAAUGUCAAGAAUAUUGCAGUAUAUCCCCCUAAGAGGUUUAACAUUUUGUUAACAUAAAAGUUACUACAGACUCUUUACAGUCAGCAUGACGAACACUUUCAAGGAACGAUCUAUGGGUGUGUUCUCACUGUUCCAACUUUUUCAGACUGCCUGUGCCUUGUUCUCAUGAAGCCACUAUUAAGUGGUUGAUCUCUGCUGAUCAUAAAAAGUCUGUAUGGGAACACAUUGGCUGUGUUGUGGAGGUUUCUUUUAAGUACACAAAGUUAAGAUGUUUGAUGUAGUUCAUCUUUGCUACUAUUUGCAGCUGGUUAUCUCACAGGUGGCAUAUCUAAAAAUAUUUCUAUUUGUAAAAGCAGAAGUGUAAAUUUAGCCUAAACAUGUUAAAUGUUCUUAUUAGAAUCUCAAAUUGAACAUUCACAGUAUCAAAUCAUUAUUGGGGAGCAUAACUUGAUUAGCAUCAAUAUAAAAAAUGAGAUUAGGGGCAAGACUUACCCAAAAUGUGUUUAUUAAAUCAGUUAAAAGAAAAGUAAAGAAAUCUAGUAAAAGCUUUUGUCCUCAGCAGGUAAUGCAUUAUACCAAGCUGUUAUUCCUGCCUCUAAAGGGACUGGACUGUGGUUCCUGUUAGCAUGUCAUAUUCAAAGUUUAACUUCCAUCCUAAAACUUGCUUGAUAGACCUAAUCUGACACGAGUGGCUAAAAUAAAAGAAACUCUCCUGUUUAACUGCUGUCAGCACUUUAACUAAACAAAAUGCAGCUUACAUUUCUUACAUUUUGGCUCAUUUAGAAACUAUCAUAAAAUCAAUCAUCAAAUCUGAAAAAUUGUUAUGAAAUUCUGAGAUAUAUGUUUUUCCCAGGACAGCAACAGUGUGCUCUGCUGUUAUAGCCCAGAAUAACUGACCAAGAACUUUUGACUAUGCUAUUGAAAUCUGUCUGUACACCAAAGCAAACCUAUCUAACAUGUACCUUAACACUCCAGAGAUUCAUCUCAGUCUCCACCAUGUCCUCCAGGUGUUUGAACAUCACCCUAAUACAGCCAGCUUGUCUUAACAAACAAGUGCACCUCAGUAAUGGCCAUUAAAAAAGGUAUACAGUACAUGUACAGCACGUGUUCAACGCUGCCUUCCACUUGAAUGUAUGUCCUAAUUUGAGAUGUGGUGGCAUUGUGUAUUCUUUGGAGCAUGCAAAUGGCAGAAUGUUCUUAUUUUCUAUGCUUUAACUUGUAUGUCAGCUGCUGUCUGUAACCCAAUGCAGGCCAAUACAUUGAUGCUAACUUAAACUAUGCAUGUCACACUGUAGAAUAGGCAUUCCUACUACACAUGGGAUACUGCACUACUAUUACUAAUACACUAUUUAUACAAUAUUUUACAUCUGCAGAUUUUGUAUUAGCCUUUAUGAGAGGCCACACCAGAUGUACUUUUUUGUAUACUUGUCAGUGGUUGUGCACUAGAAGGAAGAAGUAAGUCAUUUAGCAUUUUCUUCUCAAGCAGACACUGUGCAGAAGCAUAAAGUGCCUUUUGUUUGUACCAAGUUUGUAUCUUAUUGACUGUUUUGGUGUUUGGAUUCCAGGAAUCUUGGCAUUGCUAUGGUUAAAAAAAAAAAUUGUGUUUUGUAAUGUAUUUCCCACAUUUCUCCUUUCCUAACUGAUGUGACUGUAUUGAUCUACUGGAUAGUUACAGUACUUUGGUUCUUGUACAGCAAUCAGUAACUUUAGUCUUCUUUAAAAGCUUCCUUUUUUUUUUUUUUUUUUUAAUAAACACGCUCAACGUGGCCCUGUUUUUCUGAGUUUGCUUGAAUGAGCGGGGAAAACUUCACUGCCUACACCCUAAGUGUACUGAAGCCCAACUAAUUUUAACUAACAUGUUACCUUGCGUAUGAUUUUAUUCAGCAACAGUAUUUUACCCUAUGUUCUGCUCAGACACUGGCUAUUGUAGAUCUCUUUUUACAAUUAAAGCAACAACCUGCUUCUUAGACCUUAGGUACAUUUAAUAACGUUUGGAAAAAACAAUUUUCCAAACAAAAACUAUUUUUUGUUAUAUACUGUGCAGGGAUGUAAGCAUUAGUUAUUGCAGAUGUUUUGUGAUCACUGCUGUUAAGCUUUUUAUAUGCACCUAAAAAAUCUUUUAAUAUAAUUACCAGUUACUUUCAAAUACCUGAAUGAAAAAACAGAAUAUUAUUCUGCAGAAACAGUAUUGUCCAUGAUGGAGUAUAUAGACUUUUUGUCACAU
Messenger RNA from Monopterus albus (swamp eel), 4876 nucleotides. It is a transcript of the gene frmd8, whose product is annotated as FERM domain containing 8. The coding region runs from base 755 to 2173 and encodes 472 amino acids. The transcript has 11 exons. Lineage: Eukaryota; Metazoa; Chordata; Actinopteri; Synbranchiformes; Synbranchidae. The record is from RefSeq and is a predicted model, not a curated record. Gene Ontology annotation, cellular component: cytoskeleton; plasma membrane. Gene Ontology annotation, biological process: negative regulation of canonical Wnt signaling pathway.